Molecule: messenger RNA, 2002 nt
Organism: Lasiosphaeria miniovina
Lineage: Eukaryota; Fungi; Ascomycota; Sordariomycetes; Sordariales; Lasiosphaeriaceae
Exons: 4
Coding region: 139-1869 (576 amino acids)
Source: RefSeq, a predicted model, not a curated record
CGCAUGACUACGCUGCUCGAGACGCUAUGGUUAUAUGCCUGGCCGGCCCGGAUCGCAAGCUCGUGCUCGGUGUCUCCCCCUCUCGGUUCUAGUACACCACGGCCCAUGCACGUGUGACAGCGCCGAUAUCGAGACACGAUGCUGCUCAACGUGCUGCCGCUGGCCUCGCUGCUCGCCUCUCUCGCCGCCGGGUCGCGGCUCCCCCCGCUCCAGGGCCACGUCUACCGGGCAGCCGCUGCUGAUCCGCCUCCAGCAGUCUAUCUUCCCUCGCACCACGUCUACGACGCGGCGCCGGCGCUGGAGCGGCGGUUCUCGGCCAACGACACGUUCGACUUCAACUUUGGCUACACUAACAAGAACCUGUGGAAGGGGACAUGGAAGGGCGGGUCUGCGCCCAUCCCGCCAAUCCCGAUCGGCCCGAUCCCAUUGACCAUCAAGCCCGAGGGCGCCGUGUCGCUGUCGCUCGACUGCAGAGAGUGCCGCACGUACGGCACCGUCGACGUCGAGCUCAGCACCGACGCCGGCCUGUUCUUCCUGCUGACCUUCCGCGACGCUGGCGCCAUCGUCGACCUCGGCGUCACCGCGUCGGCUGCCCUGACCGUCAAGCUGCAGCUCGGCGGCUUCUUCGAUCCGCACAAGAACUUUACCGCGGGCUCCUUCAACGCCACGCUCGACCUCGGCGUCGAGCUGGUGUUAUCGCUCACCGCCGGCACCACGUUGUCGGGCGGCUUCCAGCUGUGCAUCCCCGACGGCGCGCAGCUGGGCUUCGACAUUGGCAUCAGCCCGGACCCGCAGACAGGGCUGCUGACCACGGACGCGUCGCUGAAGACUCUCCCCGGCGCCAACUUCUCACUGCUCCCGCUGUCGGUCGACACCAACGUCAACGUGACGGCCGCGCUGAUCCUCAGCGCGGCGGCUGGCAUCGACGCAGCGCUGGGCCCCAUCACGGGCAAGAUCGGCGCGGGUGCCACAGUCACCCUAAUCCAGCUCAAGUUUGGCGAGACGAGCCACGCGGGAGCCGACACGGGCCAGUGCCCACUCGCGCUAUUCGUCGACGGCGAGUCCAACGGCGGCGCGUCCGCCAACCUGGCCGCCGGCACGCGCAAGCCGUUCCUCGACAAGGCCGCGCACACCGUGUUUGCCACCGCCGGCGCGACGACCUGUCUGUUCAGCAAGCCGUCACCUGUUUCUCUGCCCUCAGAGACCCUCCCGCCGGCGCUGCUUGCCCCACAGCCGACGCUUGCCCCACAGCCGACGACGAGCUGUGCGCCCGGCGCCGCGCUGGUCACGCAGCUCGACACGGUCACGCACGUCAACACGCUGACGUCGUGCCUCGCGCCCGUCGUCGACUGCCCUUCCUCGCUGGCGCAGGUCGUCGUCCUGACGCAGACCGAGAAGGUGACCGCGACGCGCUGCGCUGAUGCCACUACCACUACCACGCCAGACUCUACACCAUUCUUAUUGCAGUCGGCGACUACCACCAUCACAGCCACCACCAUCGUCACCAUCCCCAGCUCAUCCACGUCAACAACAUUAAACAAUAUCAGCAGCGCCAUCGCCCAGCCGCCCGCGGCAGCAAUACCAGGCGGCGGCGGCGCGAGUUGCGCCACGUCGGCCGUCGGCCUCACGCCGCUGGCGUCGCCUGUCGUCACGGGCGUGCUACCGCCGCAGUUCGCCAACGUCUCGGCCCCUGCGAACGCCACUGUCACGGCCUUGGCUGGCGUGUUCCCCUCGGGUGCUGGGAACGGCAGUAGUGGCGGGCAGGUGCCGGUCACGGCGGCGGGCGCGACGGUGCGUGGUCCCGUUGCGGCGGGGCAGAGCGUUGUGUCGCUUGUCGUGGGCGUUGCGGCGUUGGUGUGGUUUUUGUAAGUACUUCAUAGUAUGGUGUUAUAGGUUAGCAUGUUUUUGCGGUUGCAAUUUCUCAGGGCAAGGGAGCGGGGUCGUGGUUUCAAUUUAUUUACUUCUUUUCUUUCUUUCUUAUAGGUACUUAUCAUGAUACCCA